UCCAGAGAGAGGAUGAGAUGAAUGAGGAGGACGAGGAGAAGGAGAAGUGGAAAAGGCCACCGUCCAGCUACGGUUCAAUGAAGAGCGAGAGUGACGACAUGGAGAACAACGUGGAGGAGAAGCAGGAAGCUGCAGACGUGGUAGCAAAACUACCUGAACCGAGAGCUCCCACAGGGACAGGGAUACAGAUCAAGGAUCGCUCCGAGUCUCCAGAAACCCUGUACACCAUGACCACGCAGCAGACCAGAGCGCCCGGAGCUGUGGUCAUUGAUACCAGCUCUGUUGAUCUGGAAGACUUUUAUAAAGAUGAAGAGGAUGAGGAAGAAGAUGAGUAUUUAAUAACUAAUUCUCCAGAACCGCCUGAGCCCAUUGAACCAGAUGAUCCACUGCCUGACGAGAACAGCCAGCCCGGCAGGCUGCACCCAGAACAGGAUCUGCCUCAUGUCUUUAAGGAGCAACAGCUGCCAACCAGUCUUUUACAACUGUGGGGGGAUUUUGGUGUAAAAGUUUAUUUCACAGCUGAAACAGUCGUUGCUGUGAUGGACACUUGUGUCACACAUUCUUAUUGCUUUUAUUUUGGAUGCAAACUAUGCUCUGCAGGACAAGAUCGAGCUCUGACUCACACAAUAACGAAUCUGGAAAAUAUCAACAAGAAGCCAGAAGCAGAGGAGCUGUCAAACAUGUGUAAGAGAGCAUUGAUGCGUUUCCGCUUGCAGCAGGCUUUAUUCAGAAAACAUCAAGUCAUCAGGGAGGGAGUCAUUCAAGCUGGGAGGCAGAACUUUCUAGACAAGGUCUUUGUGGAGCCGGAGAUUUCCACCUCUGGUUGUGGAGGAAUUUAUCCCACCCACGAUUUACGACCACCUGCGUCCCCUGUCCCGGUCCCCAGCCCUGACACCUUUGUUGGACUGAACAAUUUGAUCCGACUAAAGAAAGAUGACGGUGCUCCGGUGAGGACGGUGGUGACCACAGGGCUUCCAGGAGUUGGCAUGACUGUGUGUGUGGGAAAAUUCUGCCUGGAUUGGGCCGAACAGCGGGCCAAUAAGGAUAUCCAGUUUGUCAUCAAACUUUCAUUCAGAUCUUUGUGGGUCCUGCGAAACAAACACCUCCCUCCUUCUCAGACGAUGUCCAUCAUGGAAAUCAUUGAAUAUUUUUAUUCUGACUGCAAAGAUGUAAAGCCUUUCCUGGAGGAGGAUGAAUGUAAAUUUCUCAUCAUAAUGGACUCAUUUGAUCGUUACCAGAGUCCUUUGGACUGGGAGAAUGCUCCAGUCAUACAUGACAACGAAACUCCGGCACAUCCUGACGUCCUGGUAGUAAACAUCAUCAGAGGUACUGUGCUCCGCGGCGCCCGCCUCUGGAUCCUAGGCAGACGGGGGGCUGUCUCACAGAUACCUUCCAAGUUCAUCGAUGCAGUCACAGAAAUCCAGGGCUUCAACGAUGACAUGAAAGAGUCCUACCUGAAGAAACGCUGGCAGAGCGAUACGGAUCUGGGAGCAAAGAUCUUGUCUCAUUUUAAGCGCCUCCCCACACUUGUCAUGGCCGCUCGCCACCCGUUUGUGUGCUGGAUGGUGGCCACGGUGUUCGAGCGUUGCUACCGUUACCGGGGCUACGGGAAGGAUCCUCCCAGACUGACGCCGUUCUACGUCAACAUUUUGAUGGUCCAGAUGAAUCGCAGGCUGCAGUUUUACUAUGACAGGAGGGAAAAUGAGCUGAAAUGGUCCACUGAUGAUAAAAACCUGGUGGUACAGUUGGGAAGGAUGGCCUUGAAAAUGCUGGAGAAGGAUACCAGCGUGUUCUAUGAAGACGAUUUGAGGGAGUACGGCCUGAAGUUGAACGAGGUGGCCGUGUUGUGCGGCAUGUGCACUGCGCUCCCCGCCCCAGCUGCCAAUGGGAGGACAGUGUACUCCUUUAUCCACUUCACCUUCCAGGAGUUCAUGGCUGCUUUGUAUGUCUUCGCAAUGUUUCGCACAGAGGAGAAGAACGUCCUGGACUCUGGGAUCUUGCACAUGCCCAAGAUCUUUGCAUCCAAAGAACAAACCAGGUCCAUCGCAGGCCUGAUCCAGUGUGCGUUGGUGCGAACCUUUAACCACCCACUGGGUCACUUUGACAUGUUCCUGCGCUUUCUGUGUGGCCUGCUUUCCCCAGACUGCCAUGACAAUCAGCUCUGUGGCUACCUCUUCCGCCAGAACGCCCCUAAGGUGGGAGGACUGGAUCAAGCACGGCGGCUGCUGGAGCAGACCAUACAGAAGGCUCCACCUGAAAGGGUGGAUAACCUGAAGGAGUGCCUUAGAGAGAUGACACAGAGCGAUGAGUGAUUCAACUCUGCAUGGUUUCAUGAAAACUUGACAUAAAUGUAAUGAACAUUAAAGUUUUUCUUGUUUGGAGUACAACAUCAAAGAUGAUGAUUAUUUUACCGUUGUACCAGACAAAAUCACGUUUUUAUGCAUUCCAGCAGAGGAGACUUGCAGUACUGCUUUAUAUUUAUAGUCUUACACAGAGCACUAAUAAAAAUGUAUU
Molecule: messenger RNA, 2514 nt
Organism: Neolamprologus brichardi
Lineage: Eukaryota; Metazoa; Chordata; Actinopteri; Cichliformes; Cichlidae
Source: RefSeq, a predicted model, not a curated record